UGAUAAACAUUCAAGCUGUAAUGAUUGGUCGGUUUGAAUUCCCAUCUAUUGCUGAUGUAAUCUGACAAUACAUUUAUACAGGUGAGAGGAGGGAGCUGAGGGUAUUUGGACGGUUACACCUCAUAAGAGGAAGAGAGUCUUUGCCUGAUGGAUAAUUCUUCAAUGUUCUUUCUCUCAGGUUUAAGUGAGACAAGGAACUAUCGCUUCACUAUCUUCUCUCUCACUCUACUAUGUUACUGUUUCAUUUGGCUGGUAAAUGGAGUUCUCAUUAUGACCAUCAUCAUAGAUAAAAACCUGCAUGAACCAAUGUAUAUUUUUGUGUGCGUAUUUUGCAUAAAUGGGCUUUGGGGGUCAUCUGGUCUCUACCCAAAGUUACUCUGGGAUCUUCUGUCUCCCGUUCAUGUCAUCUCAUACUACGGAUGUCUUAUUCAGGCUCUGGUAAUGUACACGUUUGCCUGCAGUGAUCUAUCAAUUCUUGCAGUCAUGGCGUAUGACAGAUACGUGGCUAUAUGUCGACCCCUGGAGUACCACUCCCUCAUGUCAAAGCAGAGACUGGUGAAGUUUGUGUGUUUCUCUGUGAUUACACCUUUUGCCAUCAUAUCAACAAACAUUUAUUUAUCAUCACGGCUGAAGCUGUGCAGUCGUCAUAUUGCCAGAAUCUUUUGUGUGAAUUGGGUUAUCGUUUCACUUGCUUGUUUUCCAGCUGAAACUAUUCUUAAUAACAUCGUAGCCUACAUUACAAUCAUCAUUUAUGUAUUACAUGGUGUUUUUAUAGCUUGGUCCUACAUCUAUCUGAUCAAAACAUGUGUGAAUUCUUUAGACAACAGAGCAAAGUUCAUGCAGACGUGUGUGCCACAUUUGACCUCCCUGCUCACUUUUCUUCUGACUGUACUUUUUGAUAUCAUGUACAUUCGAUAUGGUUCUAAAGAUUUAUCUCAAACUAUCCAAAACUUUAUUGCUAUAGAGUUUCUGGUCAUACCUCCUCUGAUGAACCCACUGAUUUAUGGCUUUAAACUGAAGAAAAUAAAAAGCAGAAUUCUGGGAUAUAUUAUUGUAAAAUUCAAAUCAUAAUGUGACAUAGGAUUGAUUUAGUGCAGUCAGAAGACUGACAGAAUACUCUGUAUGUAAAUCAUGUUUUCUGCUCUAAAGCUGGAGAAAGUCUUUAUAAUUGUACACAUUUUUAUUUUGUAUCAAGUGUCUGCAACAAUAAUCCUUCAUAUCACGCUUUCUCUUACUUUUCUGUUACAAACAGGGAGAAAUCCAGCGUGUCCAUGGUCAGGCACACUCUCUUUUAUAAUGUUGUAGCUCUGUAAAAUCCUGCUGGUGAAUUUAAAAACUCAUAACAUUAGAAACCUUCAUUUAAGUUAAUCAAAAUGUGUGUUCUCCUAUAGAUGAACUUGCCAUUUGUACAUCAGAUGUUAAGUUUUCUACUGGCUUGAUAUGUGUUCAUUAUUUGGACUUUGUUUAGAAUCAGAAGACUCAUUUAUUUUGUAAAUCAAUCAUGCGUAUGAGGGGAGAAUGAGAGGCAGUGGCAGCAUCAGAUAUAUCUUUGCUUUCAUGGUCAUGUUUUUAGUUGAUUUAAAAAUAUAUAUUUUAUAAAUAUAUUUAUGAAACAUGGAUAAUCGACCAGCAGUAAUGAAUUGAAAAGCCAACAGAAAGUGAGGGUAUCAGGUAGAGCAUGUUUACAGUAAAUUAUUCAGGGUUUGAUGUAAAAUGUUCGCAUCAUGGAGCUUGGAGUUCAAAAGGCACAAUGAGCCUGAGAGGGGGAAAGUGGUCCGUUUUUAAAUAUUACAUAUUAUAUUACAGUUUCUUUAGACAUUUAAUUUUUCUACCAUAUGUAAUAACUGAAUUUCAUGGUUUUGAAGAAUCAUCACGUCUGAACCAUGAUUGAAGAUAAAGUGCUGACAGCAGCCCACAUUUAAUGAGACAGGCAUGUAGUAUGUUCACUGUGUGAAUACAUUGUGUUUUAUUCUUUCACCCUGUCAUGCUAAUUCUUUGUACCUUUUGUUUUAUUGAAAACAUAUUCGUCAAGUGACUCUAUUCAAGCAUAUAUUAAUAGCAAAGUAUCUUGUGAAUACAAUACACAGUCUCUUAUAGCCAAUAGUCCUUUUGGGGCUUAUUCUGUAAUUACAAAAAAUCUAUAUAGAAAAGAAAGGAAAUCUUGUCAAGCUUACAGUUGGAUUACUUUCAACUGCUCUUUGUUUUUGGAUUCAGUAAUAGGAGAAGUGAUUGGAUUUGGGCUUUUUUGCCUUUCUUUGGUAGCACAGCUUGAGAGAAACAGGAAAAGUGAUGAGAGAGAGAGGGUGACAUGUAAGAAAUAAUGCUGAGGCCGGGAAUCAAUAUAAGAAAUGUUGGUAUGCACAAUCAGUGAAAAACAAUAAGCAAUAUAAACAAACAGAAUAGCAAACAUACAUUUAUUUUACAUUCAGAAGACAUGCACCUGCAGCAGAUUGUUAAAAUUGCCUCCACAGUUGUUUAGCAUGUGAGCAAGACAGAAAGAAAAGGUACCCACGGUUCAAUGACCCCCUACAGAAUAACUAGUAUCAUGUUAUAACAAUA
Molecule: messenger RNA, 2559 nt
Organism: Notolabrus celidotus (New Zealand spotty)
Lineage: Eukaryota; Metazoa; Chordata; Actinopteri; Labriformes; Labridae
Product: olfactory receptor 52D1-like
Exons: 1
Coding region: 148-1071 (307 amino acids)
Biological process (GO): G protein-coupled receptor signaling pathway
Cellular component (GO): membrane
Molecular function (GO): G protein-coupled receptor activity; olfactory receptor activity
Source: RefSeq, a predicted model, not a curated record